AUGCUGGCCCUCCCGGUACUUGGUCGCUUGCUUGGAAACUCGGCGAACCUCUUCCAGGUUGGGGUUCUCCUCGGAACAAUCCCAACACUCCUUGCCGGCGUGGUCUGCUUCUACUGGGCAUAUCAGGUUAUCGUCACGGGUUCCCCAGACUAUCAGAGCCGAAAGCUGGCAGAGAACAUCAAGACAUCCCGCCUGCCGCCAGCGAAGGUGGGACCUGGAAACCCUGGGUUUGUCGAUCGACCCAAGCUCCUGGACGCGGACGCGCUGAGACGAGAAGUGCAGUCUCGCUACAACCCGACGCUGCUCGUACACGGCGAGAGGGGCUCGGGAAAGACGGUAGCAGUUCGCCUGGCGCUCCACUCGAGCGAGUCUGUGGUUCACGUCAAGCUGUGGGGGAAGGACGUGUCCCGCCCGCUUUUCGCUCUGGCCCAGGCAAUCAUCGACACCAGCUCCGUGCAGGUGACGGCCCCGGGGUCAGCGCCGCUUGUUGUGGAGAGUGCGCUGAGAAAUAUCAAGGGGCGCGGCUGGAAACCGGGGGGGGCGUCCGUGCCCAUUGUCGUGGUGGAGCUGGAUAAGAGGUGUUCGGAUACUGACCUGCUGGGUGUGCUGCUGGCAUGCAAGCGCUGGGGUGACGACGAGAACCUGGCCAAGUUUGUGGUCGAAGCGCCUUCCGCGCGAAUUGCUCGAGGGCUGCCGAUAUCGCUGUCGGAUCUACGGGUUGAAGGCGUCAAGAUGCGUCCGCUGGCACCGAGCGAGGCGCAGCAAGUGGCGGUCGGAUGCGUCCCAAUCGCGGCGAGCCGAAAUUGGAAGGGAGGGCGACAGGAAGACCUUGCCAAGUACAUCGUCUCGAAGGUCGGCUUGGGCAUGCUUGACCUCGUGCGUGUUGGGUUCGCCGCCCGAAAUGCUCGAGACCCGUUGGCCCUGCACGCGUCGGUGAAUCGUUUCGCGACGAGAGAGAGCCGGGCGGCCCGUGGCGGGGUGAAGGCGUUCUUGGUCUCCCUUCGCACGGAGCUGGAAAGGAAGGGGGGGGGGUCUGUUCACGGUCCGGGGGAAGAGGAUAUCGAGAGGCGGCUGUGGCGGGCUAUCGAAGGCGCAGCGGCGCGGGCGGAUGGCCGGGGCGGCAAGAAACCGGGACUGGACGAGGUGCUCGAAACUAUCGGGGUCUCGGAGCGCGCGUUCGAGUCGGCGGUUAGGGGGGUAGGGCCGGCGUCUCCUCUCUCGGUAGAUCCGUUCUCGUACAAGGUGUCGAUCCGAUCGUUGUUCUUCAGGAACGCGUUGGAGGCGACAGUGGUGGCGAAGGCGAAAGAGAAGGAGGAGCUGCGAAGCGGAGAUGAGCCCGUGGAAAACGAGAGGGUGGCCGCUGCUGAACCAAGUCUGUGACCAGCCUCAGAAUCAGCCAUAGCCGGUGUGGACGAGGCGGUCGCCGUUUGUACGAGUAUGACAACAACGUUGGGUCACGAAGUGACUCCUUGUAUAGUGUCUAUUUUAUUUUUUACCAAGGUGGCGUCACCCCAGGCUUUGCAUAGAGGGGUGCAAGGAAGUUGUGGUGAUGGCUGCUAUAUGUAGUCCAGGUGUGUCUCGAUAAGCCCGCCAUACGGCUUACAGUGUCCCGGUCGCGUGAUGUUUGCUGGAGUUUUUUUUUUUUUUUUUACUGCCACAGCUCGAUGUGGAACGAUGUCGGUUUUACCCUUACCCUUACCCUUGCCUUCGUAUCGCGAGUGGUUGGUCGCCGUUGCGGGCACGCGCAGUAUGUGUCAGCACGACGCCGCUGUAAGACACGUACACUGAUACAUUGAAUACAGCGUCGAGCGGCAGUGGAAGGGUUGAUGCCAAGUGUGUUUCAGGCGCACGUGCUACAGUAUCUGCCUUAGUACGAUUUCUAUACUCUGGUGUUGUCCGUAUGUAAAUAACCCACACAGAGAUCGUUUGUCUCCGGCAUGAAGAUAGUGUGUCCGCUGCUUGGUGAAGCUGUUGUCACCAUCGCCGUAAGGUUGGCUAUAGAGGGUGCCAGUCGAUGUGUUGGGGAGCGAGACACCGCCCUACAUUCCUAUGCUGGUUGUUCCGGACUCUCAUCGGAUUGGAUGGAUGCGUAUGCCUCUCUACCCUAGCGGUAGCCUGGUGCGUCUCUUUUCCGAGUUCGCCCGUGCAUGUUUCGACAAUUUAUUUUGGUAGGCGCGCGCCUUCCUGGGCAAUGAAGUAUCUCUACAAGUAUCAAAUGCACGCCGGUGUCUUGCAAUGUGUGGUUGGUGGUGAAUGGCUUGUUUUGUUGCGAUGCAUGCUUGAUUGGUUUUGCGUGCAGGACGUACAGCAGUAUGUAUUCCGUCUGUUCGUCUUGCAUGGCAAUGGGAGCGUCUUGACUGACGAGUGUACGUGUACGUCCAUCGGAUGUGUCGCCCGUGUG
Messenger RNA from Ectocarpus siliculosus, 2401 nucleotides. Lineage: Eukaryota; Phaeophyceae; Ectocarpales; Ectocarpaceae. The record is from the annotation of a GenBank genome assembly.